Messenger RNA from Sardina pilchardus (European sardine), 8350 nucleotides. RefSeq names its product CCR4-NOT transcription complex, subunit 1 (gene cnot1). The transcript is spliced from 49 exons. Lineage: Eukaryota; Metazoa; Chordata; Actinopteri; Clupeiformes; Clupeidae. The record is from RefSeq and is a predicted model, not a curated record. Gene Ontology annotation, cellular component: P-body; CCR4-NOT core complex. Bases 337 to 7512 code for a protein of 2391 amino acids. Gene Ontology annotation, biological process: nuclear-transcribed mRNA catabolic process, deadenylation-dependent decay; negative regulation of translation. Gene Ontology annotation, molecular function: molecular adaptor activity.
GAGCCGCAUAGGGUACGCGCGCAAGUUGACAGUCGCCAUUUUAUUUUGAAAAAUCAAACUGCAUCAGGGAGAAAGCGACCUUUUAAUUGUGAAUAUUGUGUGGUGGAAAGAAAGAAAAUGGUCACCAGCACAUAAUUCCUGUACGCGAGAUGUCACAUUUCCAGUUGCCCUGAGGGACACUGACUUGCGUUGAUACACUUAGAAGAUACGUUUAUUUGGAAACAAAACAUUUCUUCAGGGGGGGGGGAGCAAAAGUAACUUAUCACUGCAGUGACUAAAGGGGAAUAAUGGUGAUUUUGCGCCGGGCUCGGCCGCCUGCUUCCGCCCCAACCAGCAAUGAAUCUUGACUCGCUCUCGCUGGCUUUGUCUCAAAUCAGCUACCUGGUGGACAAUUUAACUAAGAAAAACUACAGAGCCAGCCAGCAGGAAAUACAACAUAUUGUGAAUCGUCACGGCCCUGAGGCAGACAGGCAUCUACUUCGCUGUCUCUUCUCGCACGUCGAUUUCAGUGGCGAUGGUAAAAGUAGUGGCAAAGACUUCCACCAGACACAGUUUUUGAUCCAGGAGUGUGUGUGUCUGAUCACAAAGCCAAACUUUAUUUCAACACUCUGUUACGCCAUUGACAAUCCCCUGCACUAUCAGAAGAGCUUAAAACCAUCACCCCAUUUGUUUACUCAGUUGAGUAAAGUCCUCAAGCUUACAAAGGUUCAGGAGGUGAUAUUUGGCCUCGCUCUCCUUAACUCCAGCAGCUCAGACCUACGAGGCUUUGCUGCCCAGUUUGUGAAGCAGAAGCUUCCAGACCUCCUUCGCUCAUACGUGGACGCCGACCUUGGGGGCAACCAAGAAGGUGGAUUCCAGGACAUAGCAAUAGAGGUUCUGCACCUGCUUCUUUCCCAUCUUCUGUUCGGGCAGAAGGGCUUUAGUGGGGUUGGACAAGAGCAAAUCGACGUAUUCCUCAAAACACUGUGCAGAGAUUUUCCGCAGGAGCGUUGUCCUGUGGUGCUCGCACCACUUCUGUACCCUGAGAAACGGGACAUUCUCAUGGAUAGGAUCUUGCCAGACUCUGGAGAGUUAACCAAGACCAUGAUGGAAAGUUCGCUUGCCGAGUUUAUGCAGGAAGUUGGUUAUGGCUUCUGUGCAAGUGUGGAUGAAUGCCGAAACAUAAUCCUGCAGUAUGGCGUGAGGGAGGUCACUGCAAGCCAGGUGGCCAGAGUGCUGGGCAUGAUGGCCCGCACACACUCUGGUCUAUCUGAUGGGAUUCCUCUACAGUCCAUUUCCACGCCUGGUAGUGGCAUAUGGAGCGAUGGGAAGGACAAGAGCGACGGCUCUCAGGCCCACACCUGGAAUGUUGAAGUUCUAAUAGAUGUUGUCAAGGAAGUUAAUCCUAAUUUGAACUUCAAAGAGGUGACUUAUGAGCUGGACCACCCUGGGUUUAUGAUCCGGGACAGCAAGGGAUUGCAGAUUGUAGUCUACGGGAUUCAGAGGGGACUUGGCAUGGAGGUCUUCCCUGUAGAUCUCAUUUAUAGACCCUGGAAGCAUGCAGAAGGGCAGUUGUCUUUCAUCCAGCACUCCUUGAUGAAUCCUGAUGUGUUCUGCUUUGCUGAUUAUCCCUGUCACACUGUCGCCAUUGACAUCUUGAAGGCUCCCCCUGAAGACGAUAACCGGGAGAUAGCUACCUGGAAGAGUCUGGACCUGGUGGAGAGUCUCCUGCGGCUGUCUGAGGUGGGCCAGUACGACCAGGUGAAGCAGCUGUUCAGCUUCCCCAUCAAGCACUGCCCAGACAUGCUGGUGCUGGCACUGCUGCAGAUCAGCACGUCCUGGCACACGCUGCGCCACGAGCUCAUCUCCACCCUCAUGCCCAUCUUCCUGGGGAACCAUCCCAACUCUGCCAUCAUCCUGCACUACGCCUGGCAUGGACAGGGCCAGUCCCCAUCCAUCCGCCAGCUCAUCAUGCACUCAAUGGCAGAGUGGUAUAUGAGAGGGGAGCAGUACGACCAAGCCAAGCUCUCGCGCAUAUUAGACGUGGCUCAGGACUUAAAGUCUCUCUCCAUGCUGCUAAAUGGUACUCCAUUUGCCUUUGUAAUUGACCUUGCUGCACUUGCCUCUCGCCGUGAAUACCUCAAACUUGACAAAUGGCUGACCGAUAAAAUCCGAGAGCACGGGGAGCCCUUCAUCCAAGCCUGCGUGACAUUUCUAAAGAGACGCUGCCCCUCCAUCAUGGGCGGUCUAGCACCUGACAAGGACCAGCCCAAAAGUGCUCAGCUUCCUCCUGAAACACUGGCUACCAUGUUAGCGUGUCUGCAGUCUUGUGCUGGGAAUGUGUCCCAGGAGCUUUCGGAAACCAUCCUGACCAUGGCGGCUAACUGUAGUAAUGUGAUGAACAAAGCGCGCCAGCCACCGCCGGGAGUUAUGUCAAAGGUCCGCGCUCCGAGCACCAGCAGUCUCGACGCCAUCUCUCCAGUCCAGACUCUGGAACCUCUUUCCAUGGGCUCCCUGAGCCUGGGCACGCCGGCCGCCCCCCACACCCCGAGCAUGCCAGGCUUCCCCACCACAUUGGGGGGCUCUGCUUUCAGCAACCCACAGUCUCCAGCCAAGGUCUUUCCUCCUCUGACCACCCAAAACCCCAGUGCCACUUUUGGAAUAGGUCUCUCCACACAACUUCCAGCUCCACUUGGUAUUGGCUCUACACUUGGGAUGCCAGCGGUCAACAGUGACCCAUUUGGCACUAGGAAGGGCACCCCGAGUCUGAACCCACCCACCUUUCAGCAGACUGACCUAUCUCAGGUUUGGCCUGAGGCUAACCAGCACUUUAGUAAGGAAAUUGAUGAUGAGGCCAACAGCUACUUCCAGCGCAUCUAUAACCAUCCCCCACACCCCACCAUGUCUGUUGAUGAGGUGCUGGAGAUGCUGCAGAGGUUUAAGGACUCCAGUAUCAAGCGCGAGCGUGAGGUGUUCAACUGUAUGCUGAGGAACCUGUUUGAGGAGUAUCGCUUCUUCCCCCAGUACCCAGACAAAGAGCUGCACAUCACGGCUUGUCUGUUUGGGGGCAUCAUUGAGAAGGGCCUAGUCACAUACAUGGCUCUGGGGCUGGCACUGAGAUAUGUUCUUGAAGCCUUAAGAAAACCCUUUGGAUCCAAAAUGUAUUACUUUGGGAUUGCUGCACUAGAUAGGUUUAAAAAUAGGCUAAAGGAUUAUCCACAGUAUUGUCAGCACUUGGCAUCCAUAGCUCAUUUUCUCCAGUUCCCCCAUCAUUUACAAGAGUGUGUGCAGUAUAUCGAGUAUGGACAGCAGUCACGGGACCCCCCUGUGAAGAUGCAGGGCUCCAUCACCACACCAGGCAGUCUAGCGCUGGCCCAGGCUCAGGCCCAGUCCCAGGUCCCCAAAGCCCCCCAGCCUGGACAGGCCAGCACCCUGGUCACCACCGCUACCACCACCACCACCGCUGCCAAAACCACCACCAUCACCAGGCCUACUGCUGUCUUUAAGAAAGAUGUGCCACCCUCUAUAAAUACGACCAACAUUGACACACUGCUGGUGGCCACUGAUCAAACAGAGAGGAUUGUAGAGCCACCUGAGAAUGUGCAAGAGAAAAUUGCCUUCAUCUUCAACAACCUCUCUCAGUCCAACAUGUCCCAAAAGGUUGAGGAGCUAAAGGAGACCGUAAAGGAGGAGUUCAUGCCUUGGGUAUCUCAGUACCUAGUCAUGAAGAGGGUCAGCAUUGAGCCAAAUUUCCACAGCUUGUAUUCCAACUUCCUGGAUACACUGAAGAACCCAGAGUUUGUGAAGAUGGUUCUGAAUGAGACUUACCGGAACAUCAAGGUCCUUCUUACCUCUGACAAGGCAGCUGCUAACUUUUCUGAUCGCUCCCUGCUGAAGAACUUGGGACACUGGCUGGGGAUGAUUACUCUUGCAAAAAACAAGCCCAUCUUAUAUCAGGAUUUGGAAUUGAAAUCCUUGCUGCUUGAGGCCUAUGUCAAAGGCCAGCAGGAGUUGCUGUAUGUGGUACCAUUUGUUGCCAAAGUCCUCGAGUCCAGCCUCCGCAGUGUGGUCUUCAGGCCCCUGAAUCCUUGGACAAUGGCCAUUAUGAAUGUACUGGCAGAGCUGCAUCAGGAACACGACUUAAAGUUGAACCUGAAGUUUGAAAUUGAGGUUCUGUGUAAGAACUUGUCACUGGACAUCAACGACCUGAAGCCGGGGAACCUGCUGAAGGACAAGGACACACUGAAGAACCUGGAGGAGCAGCUGUCUGCACCAAAGAAGGAGACCAAGCCGCCCGAAGAGAUGUUGCCUGUAGUCACUACAGAAUCUCUUCUGUUUGCACCUGCUCCCUCAGCUCCAGCCACUACCACAGCCUGCACCGCUACCGGUCCCCCCACGCCUCAGUUUAGCUACCACGACAUCAAUGUGUAUGCCCUAGCAGGGCUGGCCCCGCACAUCAACAUCAACAUCAAUAUCCCCCUGUUGCAGGCCCACCCUCAGCUGAAGCAGUGCGUGCGGCAGUCCAUCGAGCGCGCCGUGCAGGAGCUGGUGCACCCCGUGGUGGACCGCUCCAUCAAGAUCGCCAUGACCACCUGCGAGCAGAUCGUCAGGAAGGACUUUGCGCUGGACUCGGAGGAGUCCCGCAUGCGCGUGGCGGCCCAUCACAUGAUGCGCAACCUGACCGCCGGCAUGGCCAUGAUCACCUGCAGAGAGCCGCUCCUCAUGAGCAUCGCCACCAACCUCAAGAACAGCUUCGCUGCAGCACUUAGGGCUCCCACCCCUCAGCAGAGAGAGAUGAUGGAGGAGGCGGCCGGCCGCAUUGCCCAGGACAACUGCGAGCUGGCGUGCUGCUUCAUUCAGAAGACCGCCGUGGAGAAGGCCGGUCCUGAGAUGGACAAGCGGCUGGCCACAGAGUUUGAGCUGAGGAAGCACGCCCGGCAGGAGGGCCGGCGCUACUGUGACCCCGUGGUGCUCACCUACCAGGCCGAGCGCAUGCCAGAGCAGAUCAGACUGAAGGUGGGUGGUGUGGACCCAAAGCAGCUGGCUGUUUAUGAGGAGUUUGCCCGAAAUGUCCCUGGCUUUCUCCCAAGCAAUGAUCUGUCUCAGCCCACAGGAUUCCUGGCCCAGCCAAUGAAGCAGCAGGCAUGGGCCACUGAUGACGUGGCUCAGAUCUAUGACAAGUGCAUUGCCGAUCUGGAGCAGCACCUGCAUGCCAUCCCCCCGGCCCUGGCCAUGAACCCACAGACCCAGGCUCUGCGCAGCCUGCUGGAGGCCGUGGUGCUCGCACGCAACUCCCGCGACGGCAUCGCCGCCCUGGGCCUGCUGCAGAAGGCUGUGGAGGGCUUGCUGGAUGCCACCAGCGGUGCUGAUCCAGACCUGCUCCUGCGCUACAGAGAAUGCCACCUGCUGGUGCUCAAAGCACUCCAGGACGGACGGGCCUACGGCCCACAGUGGUGCAACAAGCAGAUCACCAGGUGCCUGAUUGAGUGCCGUGACGAGUACAAAUACAAUGUGGAGGCAGUGGAGCUGCUGAUCAGAAAUCACCUGGUGAACAUGCAGCAGUAUGACCUCCACCUGGCACAGUCCAUGGAGAACGGGCUGCAUUACAUGGCCGUGGCAUUUGCCAUGCAGCUGGUCAAGCUGCUGCUCGUAGAUGAGCGCAGUGUGAGCCACAUCACGGAGGCCGACCUCUUCCACACCAUCGAGACCCUGAUGAGGACCAGCGCCCACUCCAGAGCUAAUGCCCCAGAAGGGCUGCCCCAGCUGAUGGAUGUGGUCCGCUCCAACUAUGAAGCCAUGAUUGACCGCGCUCACGGCGGCCCCAACUUCAUGAUGCACUCUGGGAUCUCCCAGGCAUCUGAGUACGAUGACCCUCCAGGCCUCCGCGAGAAGGCCGAGUACCUGCUGAGGGAGUGGGUCAACCUGUACCACUCUGCAGCCGCCGGCCGGGACAGUACCAAAGCCUUCUCGGCUUUCGUGGGCCAGAUGCACCAGCAGGGCAUCCUCAAGACGGACGACUUGAUCACGCGCUUCUUCCGUCUCUGCACGGAGAUGUGUGUGGAGAUCAGCUACCGGGCGCAGGCCGAGCAGCAGCACAACCCUGCGGCCAGCGCCGCCAUCAUCAGAGCCAAAUGCUACCACAACCUGGACGCCUUUGUGCGCCUCAUCGCCCUACUGGUCAAGCACUCUGGAGAGGCCACCAACACGGUCACCAAGAUCAACCUGCUCAACAAAGUGCUGGGCAUUGUGGUGGGCGUUCUGAUCCAGGACCACGACGUGAGACAGACUGAGUUCCAGCAGCUGCCUUACCACCGCAUCUUCAUCAUGCUGCUGCUGGAGCUCAACGCCCCGGAGCACGUGCUGGAGACCAUCAACUUCCAGACCCUCACUGCCUUCUGCAAUACCUUUCACAUCUUGAGGCCUACAAAAGCCCCUGGCUUUGUCUACGCAUGGCUGGAGCUGAUUUCUCACAGAAUCUUCAUUGCCAGGAUGCUAGCACACACCCCACAGCAGAAGGGUUGGCCUAUGUAUGCUCAGCUGCUCAUUGAUCUGUUCAAGUACUUAGCCCCCUUCCUGAGGAAUGUCGAGCUCAACAAACCUAUGCAAAUCCUGUACAAGGGCACUCUCCGGGUGCUUCUGGUCCUGCUCCAUGAUUUCCCAGAAUUCCUGUGUGACUACCAUUAUGGCUUCUGUGACGUCAUCCCUCCCAACUGCAUCCAGCUGCGAAACCUGAUCCUGAGUGCCUUCCCCCGCAACAUGAGACUUCCAGACCCCUUCACCCCCAAUCUGAAGGUGGAUAUGUUGAGUGAAAUUAACAUUGCUCCACGCAUCCUCACUAACUUUACUGGAGUGAUGCCCUCCCAAUUUAAGAAGGAUCUCGACUCCUACCUGAAGACGCGCUCUCCUGUCACCUUCCUCUCUGAGCUGCGCAGCAACCUGCAGGUAGGGGGCGCCACUCUGGGUCCCUGGAAGCACUUACAGCAAAGCGACACAUCCUUAGACCAGGUGUCCAAUGAGCCCGGCAAUCGCUACAAUAUUCAGCUGAUCAAUGCGCUGGUGUUGUACGUGGGCACUCAGGCCAUCGCUCACAUCCACAAUAAGGGCAGCACCCCCUCUAUGAGCACCAUCACACACUCGGCACACAUGGACAUCUUCCAGAACCUUGCCGUGGACCUGGACACUGAGGGCCGCUAUUUGUUCCUGAACGCAAUAGCCAACCAGCUCCGCUACCCGAACAGCCACACACAUUACUUCAGCUGCACCAUGCUUUACUUGUUUGCUGAAGCUAACACAGAGGCCAUUCAGGAGCAAAUCACCAGAGUCCUGCUGGAGAGGCUGAUUGUGAACAGGCCGCACCCAUGGGGAUUGCUCAUCACCUUCAUUGAGCUCAUCAAGAACCCGGCCUUUAAGUUCUGGAGCCACGACUUUGUCCACUGCGCUCCGGAGAUCGAGAAGUUGUUCCAGUCGGUGGCUCAGUGCUGUAUGGGGCAGAAGCAGGCCCAGCAGGUGAUGGAGGGCACGGGUGCCAGCUAGGCUGUACAGCCACCAUCUCUGAGGCCCAAGAGAACCAACCCCAACCCACUAACUCUCACACUGAUGCCGUCAUCAGCACUGUCAGCACUGAAUUCAACUGGGACUUUUUUCUUUCUACCCCUUCCCCCAUUUAGAUCAAAGGUUUUUUUGUUUUGGUUUUUUUUUUUGGUCAGGAAAAAAACUAAAACAAAAGUUUCUUUUAUUUAUGUCAUGGGGACAUGCUGUUAAAUAAAGUUUUGAAGCCACAUUGUAAAUAUUAAAAGGGACUACGAAGGAUGAUUUUUGCCCAAGCCAUCUGAUAGACUUUAAUUUUUACAUGACAGAGAAAACAUCAGCAUGCACCAAUACAAUAUUGACUUUCUCCCAGACCCCAACCAUUGAUUUUAGGUUUUUGUCUUCAAGACUGAUUUGUUUUUGUUCUGAAACUUUAUGGUGGUACUUUAUGAAAGCUGCCUAAUUUCUGUUUGGUUAUUGUUCUUGGAGAGCAGGCAGUGUAGAGAUCUCAACGGAGCUGGACAGGUGUGAUGGUAGAGUGCUGGAUUGGGGUAAAGGUAGCACCGUUUUCAAAUGCGGGAAUUCUAGGUUCUCCCCGGCACGUGUAAAAUUGUGGAAUACUCAGAAAUUUGAUGGUAAUUUGAAUCUUGAAUUUGUACAAAGAUCCAAAUUGCUGAACAAAAGAUGGACCAAUACAGCCCAUUUUGUAAGGAUUUUGAAUGUUUUGUAAAUGUAUUGGUCCGAGUGUUGUAUUUUGUAGUACUUUAUAGUUGCCUUUAGUUCUUGCUACUUAUUUCCUGUAUGUAUGCAUUCUGUAGUUAACGCAUUAAACACUUGAACUGCA